UGUGUGUGUGUGUGUGUGUGUGUGUGUGUAUAUAAAGGAGCUGGGAUCAGUCAUCAUAGACGCUAGAAUGUAUCCAGUCAUAGGUGGAGUUAGAGCUUGACCUAUGAGCCAUCAUGGGGGUAGAUGACCUGUGCUCGCUGCUGGAGGACUACAGCCAGAUCUACCAGGACAUCCGCUUCAGGGACAGCAAGCUAGUGGUGGACGGCACUAACCUGGCCUACGACCUGUACUACAGGUCCAACCUGGACCAGAACCACGGCGGGGAGUACCUGGCCUAUCAGGUCCAGGUCCAGGCUCUCUUCAAGGCUCUGGCCGACUGUGGAAUCAAACCGUACGUGGUGAUGGACGGAGGCUCGGGUGCCAGUGACAUCAAACUGGACACCCUCCUUGACCGGGCCAGGGGGAAGGUCUGGAGGGCCCAGGGCGCCGCUCUGAAGGGCAGGAGGGCGGACAUCCUCCCCCCCAUUUCCACGAAGGUAUUCGAGCAGACGCUGAACAACAUGAAGGUGCCGCUGGUCAGGUGCUUUGGAGAGGCAGACUGCCAGCUGGCUGCCCUGGCCAGUGACUGGUGCUGCCCGGUGCUGUCCGGAGACACUGACUUCUACAUCUACGACCUUCCAGCAGGGCUUCUGCACCUAGAUCACUUCCAGUGGGAAUCAGCUAAAAAGAGUCCGACCAGGAGUUACAUCCCCUGCAAGCGAUACACCACGUCCAGCUUCUGCACCUUCUUCAACAUCGACCGCCAGCUGCUGCCCGUCUUCGCUUUGCUGGCCGGGAACGACUUCGUCAACAUCAGAGAAAUGAACUGGGACCAAAAUGUUCUUGCGGGAAGACAGAGAGAGAUAGAGUUGUCUCAGACCGCCUGCCUGGAGGGACUCCUGAGGUGGAUGAGAGGCUUCCAGACGAUUGAAGACACCUUGACAGCAGCGAUGGAUCUCAUGCCCAACAUGAGUCAACAGGCACAGACGGAGGUGCAGACAGAGGUGCAGAAGUCCAUGCUGGAGUACCGCCUCCCCAGCUCCUCUCUGCGGGGGUUCUUCAGCCAGGGAACCGUUCCCUCACUGCCCGCUGAGAUGUUGAGCUGCGUCCCCGACUGGGUCCGUGCGCCCCUGGCCAGAGGAGAGCUGGGGGCUGACAUCCUGGACCUGUUGGUGCACAAGAGGAAGAUAUUGCCAACCCAGGUGGAGCACAGCGACCUGCAGAGCUCCAACCUCACCUCGCGGCCCAUCCGGAAGGUGUUGUACGGGCUGCUGCUGGGCCGGGGAGGGGGCAAGGUGGAGGAGGUGGACCGGGUCGGUACGAAGCCUGCGAGUGUCAAGGUACAACCGCUGGUCCACGGAGCCGCUAAAACUCUGAGGCUGGACUCUCUGACCCAGGCAGACCGCGCUGUGAGGCUGCGGGUGUGUCUGGAGACUCUGGGCGUGGAGGUAGAGAAGCUGGAGGGAGUUCCAGCUCACCUGCGCCUCCCAGUGGCUGUGACCCGCUACUGGCUGAGGAGGGCCAACCCUGAGCCGACGCUCCUCAAAGCUCUGCUGAUGGUCAUGGUCCAAGGAGAACAGAACCGACGGAAGGGAUUGACCAUAGGCUGGCAGGGGUAUUCCAACAGCAUCUUUCGGCCUCUGGACUGUGUCGUGGCUCACAGCUUCAACCAAUGGCAGGCCUGCCUGAAGGACGCCUCCCAGCUCAACCUGCUGCUCUGCAAGCCCCUCCCUGAACCCCACUUCGCCUGGUUGUACCAGGGCAGGCUGGUGCACCGGCGGCAGAAGCAGCUUCUGAACAGGGAGCCAGAGGAGAUACUUCACAGCCCCCAGUUCAGGAGACUGUACAGGAGGCUCCUGGGAGCAGUGACCCAGCCAGACCCAGGGGCCAACAGGAGAGCUGGGGGGCCUGAGGCCCAGCUGAGGGCCAGCAUGGAGCACCUUCACCUCAACACCCAGGACGAGGAGGAGGAAGAGGAGGAGGAGGGGGAGGAGAAGGAGCUGGGCGGGGCUGAAGACCUGGAUCAGGGCUCUGAUUGGCCUAGGGUGACGGUUGGAACACGCUACAGAACCAAAGACAGGAAGGACCGGUCCAGAAACCCAGAACUGGGGAGGAAGCAGGAGUGGGAGGGGUGGGGAUGAGAGGGGAGGGGGGAUGGGGGGACUGAUGAGGGCCAGUGUUGCUAUUUAGAUAUAUUGUUGAUACAUUGUUGUUUCUCUUUCUUCUGACAAAUGUACUGAUUGUAAGUCAAUCAGUACAUUUGCCACAGUCCACAGACCGUAAAAAAGCGUCUGCUAAAUCCCCUAAACGUAAAUGUAAUGCUAACAUACGAGGAGAGUUGAGAACGGUAUGAGACAAUUUGACUAAUAAAUUUAACUUGAUGUAAAACCAAACCUAAUAAGAAAAUGUUUCCACCUUCUGUAUUGAUAUUACUAAAGUUUUGUAAAUACUUUA
Molecule: messenger RNA, 2433 nt
Organism: Gadus morhua (Atlantic cod)
Lineage: Eukaryota; Metazoa; Chordata; Actinopteri; Gadiformes; Gadidae
Product: protein asteroid homolog 1
Exons: 4
Coding region: 114-2120 (668 amino acids)
Source: RefSeq, a predicted model, not a curated record